AUGAAUGUAGCGCUGGCCUCAUUUCUGCUGACUCUGGUCUGGCCCACUCGAUGUCUACUCUUGCGGCAAGACUCGCAGCGUGAUCUGCAUCCGAAAUUGGCAUCGCUUCUCGCAGCCCUCAACCAGACGGCCAGACUCAAGCUUGGUUCUGACAGAUCGAGGUCAGCAGUCCCAUAUUUGCAAAAUCUGGAGGCGACUUUACUCGCAAUGGCUCAGAACACAUCGCAAAUUCCUUCGCAACUCUUACAUGGAGUCAAGGAUGAUGUUAUGACAAUGGUAGCGAAUGAACUAAAACCCAGGAUUAUGACGGAGUACCGUCAGAUGCAGUCUCAGAUAGAUGAAUUCAGCGGCUUAUUUUCCAAAUGUGAGGAGGUGCGUGGAGACGGUCUGAACGAGUCCUAUCUUGAGCAAGAAGCGAUCCCAGUAUUGAUCGCAAACCACAAAGCAUGCAGAAAACAGGAGUCCCUGCUGCAAGACAGAUUGGAGGCUUGCAGAACCGCCCUGCAAUCUUCACGACUGGUCGAUGCUUCAACUUGCGAAUCGGCAAGGCUGCUGGACAGAAUCCCAGAGAUGUCUGUUUGCUCGACGCUGAACGGUGAAAGCGCCGAGGCUUAUCACCAUCGCAUGCUUGAAGUCUUCCAAGAUAGGUUGAAAAAUAUUCGAAUCCGGCGGCUCCUGUGCGAGAACACCACUGGUGCACUCCAUUUACAAGAGUCAGCCUGUGACACUCAAGACCAAGAAGUUAAGCACCAGCGGCAGAGCUGCGAUUUGAUGCAGCGGCAGCUUGACUCGGCCGCCUGUGAUCUCUCCUUAUCCAUGAACACAACUUGCUCCAAGUACCAAGCCUGCCGAUCACAGGCAACGCUUUCCUACGACCUGGUAAGAAACACCGUGAAGGCUAGAGAGUCCAACCUUCACGACGAAUGGAAGGCUUUGCAGCACAUUGAGUGCAUUUUGGAAGCAAUGGUGGGGAUCGAUAUCAUGAGAGCAGCGCAAGAAUGUGGCCGAGCAGUCUACAGCGUCGCGCAUCUCGUGGUCGUCUACAUCACCAUGCCAUCAUGCCAACCUUGUGAAGACUUAGCAGAAGUGCCCGGCACUUCAGACUAUAAUGCAACAGUUUUCGCCGGCAUACCAGCCAACGCACCAGUCGCAGAAUGUGCAGCUUCUUGCUGCUUUGCCUGA
Messenger RNA from Symbiodinium sp. CCMP2456, 1182 nucleotides. NCBI's taxonomy places the organism in Eukaryota, Dinophyceae, Suessiales, Symbiodiniaceae. The record is from the annotation of a GenBank genome assembly.